AUGUCUGCGUUUGUGGCGAUAGCCGUUUUAGUUGGUUUUACGUCAUCAGGGGGAGUUUUUUUGUCAUCCUUUGUAUUUGCACGACCUUCAUUCCCAGCCUGUGUUGUAGUAUUACUGCCUUCAAAUUCAGGCAGUAAUACUACAACACAGGCUGGGAAUGAAGGUAGUGGCAAUAUAAAUGAUGAAAAAGAAACUCAUAAUGAUACAAAACCAACUGAAGCUGAAAGCUGUACGAAGAAAAAAAGUUGGUUCGGUAAUUUCCUUGGCAAACCUGAAUUUGAAGGCAGUAAUACUACAACACAGGCUGGGAAUGAAGGUCGUGCAAAUACAAAGGAUGACAAAAAAACUCCCCCUGAUGACGUAAAACCAACUAAAACUGAAAACUGUACGAAGAAAGAAGAAAAGGAAAUCCUCCCUAAUGACAUAAAACCAACUGAAAUUAAAGGCCAUAACAAUAAUACAUCCCAAGUCAAUAAUUUUAAUUAUAGCAAUAACUUUAUUAUAAUCAUUAUUGGUGUCGUAGUUGUAACUUUAUUGUUGACGAAAGUUAAUGAAUUAUCUCAAGAGAAUACAACAGAUCAAUCCACUGAAGAAAAGAAAGAAAAAGAAAAAUUGUUACGAUGUAAUGAAAUUAUUAACAACAAGUUACCGGCUAUCGCCACAAACGCAGACAUUUUAUACCAAUUUUGGGAACAGAUUAUUCCAAUUCUCGAAUCACAUAUUGAGGCUCUAGAAUCAGUAAACGGACAGACGGAUAUUAAGUUACCCCAACUUUAUGUAAGAAUAAAAGAAAAAUGGUUAGAAGAAGAAAAUAAUUGCAAAUCAAGUUACUAUGCGUUAAAAAAUAGCGUGGCGAAAAAUGGUCUGAUGUUUAAUGAAACAAAUAAUUCAAAUUAA
This is a messenger RNA of Entrophospora sp. SA101, 897 nucleotides long. The record is from the annotation of a GenBank genome assembly. Lineage: Eukaryota; Fungi; Glomeromycota; Glomeromycetes; Entrophosporales; Entrophosporaceae.